GCGAAUCAGUUGCGCUUUUGCGUUCCAGCCAGCCGAGCUCACGGACGCGCGAGGAGAGCCGCCGCUCGCACGGGCUGAGGGCUGUAUUCCGACACCCCACUGCAGAGGUUUUACUUUUAUAAGUUGGCUUUUUUUUUCAUUUUGUUUCUUCAGAAAGACUGAUCUCUCCUUUACGCAAUGGAGAAGAUGUCUCGACCUCUUCCUAUAAACCAAACUUUCCUACCUCCGACCCACGGCGUCCUGAAAUCCCUGCUGGAGAACCCCAUGAAGCUGCCCUUUCACCACGAUGAAGGGUUUGGGAAAAACAAAGAGAAGGAGAAGAAGUUGGAAGAGGACGUAAAUGCUUUCAGUGCCCCUCAGUCCGCCUUCUUGGGGCCAACGCUGUGGGACAAGACCCUGCCGUACGAUGGGGACAACUUCCAGCUAGAGUGUAUGGACUUAGAGGAGUUUCUGUUGGAGAACAAUAUUCCUGCCAACCCUGGGAGCGAGCAGAGCCAGCCUUCCCAGCAGCCCCUGCAGCAGCAGCCCCCCUCCGCCCCGCCUACACCUUCAGUGGUGGAUCUCAGUAACCGGACGGCCACAUCUGUUCACUCCGGGAUCGUGAGCCAGAACUGCCUCCAGAGUCCCAGCAGAGCAGUUCUCCCUUCACGUGAUACGCCCAGUCCAAUAGAUCCGGACUCCAUCCAGGUUCCGAUCGGGUACGAGCCCGACCCUGCUGACCUUGCCCUCUCCAGUGUCCCGGGACAGGAAAUCUUCGACCCCCGCAAAUGCAAAUUCUCAGCAGAGGAGCUGAAGCCACAGCCCAUGAUCAAGAAAGCACGCAAGGUCUUCAUUCCAGAGGACUUGAAGGAUGACCGAUAUUGGGUACGGCGCAAAAAGAACAACAUCGCGGCCAAACGCUCCCGCGAUGCUCGCCGGCUAAAAGAGAACCAGAUCGCCAUCCGCGCGGGAUUCCUGGAGAAAGAGAACACGGUGCUCCGACAGGAAGUAGCCGACCUGCGGAAGGAACUCGGCCGCUGUAAGAACGUUCUGGCCAAAUACGAGGCACGGCACGGCCCUCUGUGAGCCCCUCCCACCUCCACAAACCCCGCCCACCUCAACAAACGGGACUUCUGCAGCACCUCUUCAAGAGGCGGCGAAUUCUCUCUCUUUUUUCACGUUUCUCUUUACACUUUUCUAUUUACAAACCCAGUUUGUUCAUAAAAAAAAAAUCCUUUUGUGUAGUUUCGCACAUUCACUUUUCUCUCUUUCCUUUUAUUUGUUUCGUUCGUCCGUGUAUUCCUUCACCAACGAUGGAUCGUUUGUCUGGAAAUGGGUUUCUAUUGAGUGUUUUGUACAUCUGUAACACGGACUGAUAAAUAUUUUCCUUGCCUCACACCCUCCUGUCUGUCAAUCAUCCACUCGUCCUGCCCCCUCUUCUCAGAAGCCCCGCCCACUUCCUGUUGCUAGAGCUUCUUUAUAAUGUGCAUAUUAAUGUAUUUUAGUUGAAUAGCUGUAACGCAGCGACACCUUUCGUUCUGUGAAGUGUGUAUAACACUAGCUAGCAUCAGAACAUGAUGUUUGUUUCAUUCUUUUCCUAGUCUGUGAGUUUUUGUCUGUUUUAUUUCAUCAUUAAUUUUAAACCAACACCAGCGUAGUUUUUUGCGUCUUUCCUGCAUUGUCCAAGGAGCAAUAAGCCUGAAACUCCUCAGAGGGCAAAACACAUGAAAUGUAAGCUAAAGUUUCUGCAAAGCCUGUGCAUAGCACCAUCAUUUCUGCUGUAGUGUGGAAACUUUCCCUCCAGAAAUGCUGAAUCUAUAUUUGUCUGUUUCUCUGCCUGCACUAAUGCUUGUUUCACAAUCUGAUCUGGGGCAAUGUUUCUACCUACACUAUAGUCUGCCUGAUAUAUUUAUGGACUUUCUUUUCUCUUUUUCUCUCUUUUUUUUUUUUUUAAUGGAAGAUUUUUUUUUCAAAUAUAUUCAGCUGUUAAUAACUAAUAUUGUUAUAGCUGUUCGUAUUGUCAUGGCUGUAUAGUAAUUUUUCCUGAUUGUUAAUUGUUUUAUUGGAUAUUUCAGCAUGAAAAUUGUUUUAAAGUUCCAGCCUAAAGCUAAUUGUAAAUGGG
Messenger RNA from Carassius carassius (crucian carp), 2101 nucleotides. RefSeq names its product hepatic leukemia factor-like. The transcript has 4 exons. Gene Ontology annotation, molecular function: DNA-binding transcription factor activity, RNA polymerase II-specific; RNA polymerase II cis-regulatory region sequence-specific DNA binding. The record is from RefSeq and is a predicted model, not a curated record. NCBI's taxonomy places the organism in Eukaryota, Metazoa, Chordata, Actinopteri, Cypriniformes, Cyprinidae. The coding region runs from base 178 to 1065 and encodes 295 amino acids. Gene Ontology annotation, cellular component: nucleus. Gene Ontology annotation, biological process: regulation of transcription by RNA polymerase II.